AUGGAGAAUACUCUGGAUGCCUCCUGGUCCGGUUUGAUUGUGGUUCUAAGGACCAGGGAAGGAGAAGCACAGGUCUGCAGCACCCCAGCUGACUGCCAAGAGAUUGUGAACGUGCACUGCCGGGUCCUGAGCCUCACCGCGCAUCUGAAGAAGAAAUGCCAGUGCAGGCCAGAAGAUUGCAUUGAUCUUCUAGAUGAAUCAGGGACCCUGAUGAACCUGAGCGAAGUGGAAAGUCCUGCAUCUGACCUGGCCAGUAAAUACCUACAGGAGAGACAGUGCUACAUCCUCAUCAGAGUCAUUCGAGGAGAAGGCUCGGAAUCAACCUACUACGAAUCUCUACUGGAGAACCUGGGAAAACACCACCCUGAGCUGGCAGAGCGGCUGCAGAAGUUAUCAGCACACCCUCAGCUGAAGGACAACACACGGAGGAGUUCCAUGCAGAGAAAGUUUCGCCCACUUAAGGAACCACUCCUGGGCUCCCCAGCCAAAGUCAGAAGCACACAGCAGAGUAAGAAAGGCUCUGCUCUCUCCAGCAGGCCCACCUAGGUGAUGGGAAUUGCACAACAUCUCUCCAAGGGAACAGGUGGAUCCCAACACUGCUUCCAGGCAGAAAGGAAACAAGACUUGCUGCUCUGCAUCUCCAAAAGCUCUUUAUGGACCUCAAUCUUCGACAGCCCGGUAAAACUGGUCAGGAUUAGUCUCCCUUUACACAGAGAAAGUGAAGCAGAGCAAUUCAGCAACUCCAGUGCCAAAGAGUAACCAUCAUCAGGGGCAGGAUUAGAACUAGCGAGUUCUUGCCUUCUAGUCCCAGGACCAGUUCAAACAAAUGGGGGCCCAGAAAAGUCAUCUAAUUGCCCCUCCUUUUAAGCAGCAAGGCCCAAGGCUAGUGUGCUCUGCCCCAACUGGCUAGAAGGUCAAUCUCACAAGUGCAGGGCUGGAGACCAGAGAACAUGUCUGGCACUUUGUGAGUUUGGGAUGACAGUUCAGGUAACAGGGAGUGGAGGUUUCCUAUUAAACAUGAAAGGG
Messenger RNA from Emys orbicularis (European pond turtle), 1026 nucleotides. It is a transcript of the gene C16H22orf15, whose product is annotated as chromosome 16 C22orf15 homolog. NCBI's taxonomy places the organism in Eukaryota, Metazoa, Chordata, Testudines, Emydidae. The transcript has 7 exons. The record is from RefSeq and is a predicted model, not a curated record. The coding region runs from base 1 to 546 and encodes 181 amino acids.